Anopheles marshallii is the source of this 669-nucleotide messenger RNA. RefSeq names its product EEF1A lysine methyltransferase 2. The transcript has 2 exons. Gene Ontology annotation, molecular function: protein-lysine N-methyltransferase activity. Gene Ontology annotation, cellular component: cytoplasm. NCBI's taxonomy places the organism in Eukaryota, Metazoa, Arthropoda, Insecta, Diptera, Culicidae. Gene Ontology annotation, biological process: peptidyl-lysine dimethylation; peptidyl-lysine monomethylation. The coding region runs from base 1 to 669 and encodes 222 amino acids. The record is from RefSeq and is a predicted model, not a curated record.
AUGAGCGAACAGAUCGAGGAACUAGAAGGGUCGGAACUUGGUACAAAGGACUUCUGGGAGACGAGCUACACACGCGAAAUAGCAAACUAUCGCGACCACGGCGAUGUCGGUGAGGUUUGGUUCGACGAGGAUAGCCAAAAUCGUAUUAUUACAUGGAUUGCUAGACAGGAGGAUGAGAUCCAAACGAACGAUUCAAUCAUUGAUUUGGGUUGUGGCAAUGGUAUGAUGUUGAUCGAGCUAGCCCGAGAAGGAUACACGGAUCUGACCGGCAUCGAUUACUCCCCCAAAGCAAUCGAACUGUCCAAGGCGAUUUGUCAAGAUCAGGACCUUAACAUCAACUACAAGGUGGUGGAUUUGAUGUCGGAAUCGGAGGUGACGGCAUUGGGAAAGUUCAAGGUGGUACACGAUAAAGGCACGUACGAUGCUAUCAGUUUGCAUCCGGAGGAUUCAAAGCAGAUGCGCGCAAGCUACAUCACCAACGUGCAUCGCAUGCUAAAAGACGAUGGUCUUUUCAUACUUACCUCUUGCAACUGGACCGAAUGUGAACUGGUUCAAAGUUUCGCAGGUUUUUUCCAAUUACGAACGGUGAUACCAACGCCGACGUUUAAGUUUGGCGGCAAAGUGGGCAGUGUUGUGACGUCAAUUGUGUUUGUUAAGCAUCAUACCUGA